AUGUCUGGCCGCUCAUUGAUCGGGCAGCUCGUGCCCCUGGUUGUCCUCUUCAUGGUUAUCGGCGGCCUCGCCUUUGUCGGCUACCAGAUCUACCUAAGCGUGAACAAGAUCCAGGCGCAAGCGACCAAGAACAUUGGCAACAAGAACAUCACCUUCACCAAGGAUGGCAUGCGUGUUAACGUCAAGGAGGUGAAGAACGAGAAGUAUGUGGAUGCGACUCAGAAGGUGUUCGUGGACGUGUGGAACCAACACGCGAACAACAUCGGCUUGGACGAGCAGCGCAAGAGGUUGCGCGAUGAUGUCAGCAGUAGCACGGCUCGGCCAUGGGGAUACCACCCAGCAUGCGACCUGCCGCCAUUGACGCGACACAUCUCGAGAUGCACCGACACUUGCAAGCGAGCGACGACAGCGAGUUGCGCCAUUUGA
Messenger RNA from Sporothrix schenckii 1099-18, 426 nucleotides. RefSeq lists its product as uncharacterized. Bases 1 to 426 code for a protein of 141 amino acids. NCBI's taxonomy places the organism in Eukaryota, Fungi, Ascomycota, Sordariomycetes, Ophiostomatales, Ophiostomataceae. The record is from RefSeq and is a predicted model, not a curated record. The transcript has 3 exons.